This is a messenger RNA of Phacochoerus africanus (Common warthog), 3614 nucleotides long. RefSeq names its product protein kinase cAMP-dependent type I regulatory subunit alpha (gene PRKAR1A). The record is from RefSeq and is a predicted model, not a curated record. Gene Ontology annotation, molecular function: cAMP-dependent protein kinase regulator activity. The transcript has 11 exons. Gene Ontology annotation, biological process: regulation of protein phosphorylation. Bases 164 to 1306 code for a protein of 380 amino acids. Lineage: Eukaryota; Metazoa; Chordata; Mammalia; Artiodactyla; Suidae. Gene Ontology annotation, cellular component: cAMP-dependent protein kinase complex.
AGCCGGGCGUUGAUUGGCUGUGGCCAGCCGUUUCCGGUGGAGUCGCCGCGGAGCCGCUAUCGCUGUGUGCAGCCGGGCUGGGAGGGAAACGCUGAGGGAGCUCAGCAAGCCGUCACCUCACACCGGUAAUCCCGUGCCCACCGCCGUCUGUCCCCAGGGAACCAUGGCGUCUGGCAGCACCGCCAGUGAGGAGGAGCGUAGCCUCCGGGAAUGUGAGCUCUACGUCCAGAAGCACAACAUUCAGGCCCUGCUCAAGGAUUCUAUCGUGCAGUUGUGCACUGCGCGGCCCGAGAGACCCAUGGCAUUCCUCAGGGAAUACUUCGAGAGGUUGGAGAAGGAGGAGGCAAAACAGAUCCAGAAUCUGCAGAAAGCAAGUGCCCGUGCAGACUCGAGGGAGGAUGAAAUCUCUCCUCCUCCACCUAACCCAGUGGUAAAGGGCCGGAGGCGACGAGGUGCUAUCAGUGCUGAGGUCUAUACGGAGGAAGAUGCUGCAUCAUAUGUUAGAAAGGUUAUACCAAAAGAUUAUAAGACAAUGGCUGCUUUAGCUAAAGCCAUUGAAAAGAAUGUACUGUUUUCACAUCUUGAUGAUAAUGAGAGAAGUGAUAUUUUUGAUGCCAUGUUUCCGGUUUCCUUUAUUGCUGGAGAGACUGUUAUUCAGCAAGGUGAUGAAGGGGAUAACUUCUAUGUGAUUGAUCAAGGAGAGAUGGAUGUCUAUGUCAACAAUGAGUGGGCAACCAGUGUUGGGGAAGGAGGGAGCUUUGGAGAACUUGCUCUGAUUUAUGGUACACCUAGAGCAGCCACUGUCAAGGCAAAGACAAAUGUGAAAUUGUGGGGUAUUGACCGAGACAGCUACAGAAGAAUCCUUAUGGGCAGCACGCUGAGAAAGCGGAAGAUGUAUGAGGAGUUUCUUAGUAAAGUGUCUAUUUUAGAAUCUCUGGACAAGUGGGAACGUCUUACUGUUGCUGAUGCGUUGGAACCAGUCCAGUUUGAAGAUGGACAGAAGAUUGUGGUGCAGGGAGAACCAGGGGACGAGUUCUUCAUUAUUUUAGAGGGUUCAGCUGCUGUACUACAGCGUCGUUCAGAAAACGAAGAGUUUGUUGAAGUGGGAAGAUUGGGGCCUUCUGAUUAUUUUGGCGAAAUCGCACUACUGAUGAAUCGUCCUCGCGCUGCCACUGUGGUUGCUCGUGGCCCGUUGAAGUGCGUUAAGCUGGACCGACCUAGAUUUGAACGUGUUCUUGGCCCGUGCUCAGAUAUCCUCAAACGAAACAUCCAGCAGUACAACAGUUUUGUGUCACUGUCUGUCUGAAAUCUGCCUCCUGUGCCUCUCUCUUCUUUUCUCCCCAGUCCAUGCUUCACUCAUGCAGACUGCUUUCUGGUCCCUCUUUGCAGCACCACGUGGCCACUGGCAUCGCAGCUUCUUGUCAGUUUAUAUUAAAAGUUGCUUUUAUUGCAUCGUUUUUAUUUUGGAGCAUUAACUGAGUGCUCAUACACAGUUAAAUAAAUAGAAAGAAUUCUAUGGAGACUUUGCUGUUACUGCUUCUCUUUGUGCAGUGUUAGUAUUCAACCUGGGCAGUGCGUGCCAUGCUUCUUGGUCAGGGCAGAUCCCUGUGCCAAGUGAUUUACCAUAGAGUAAUGAUGUAACAGUGCAAGAUUUUUUUUGUAAGUGACGUAAUUUUCCUGUUAUCAUAAGCAUAUUUUAGACUGUGGCCAUAUAUGCUGUGUUUCUUUAUAAAAUAAAUGAUUUCUCAUUAAGCUCUGAGGAUUAGGAAUAACAGAUAGAGAAAAAUCUUAGUGUUGUAGAAAGACAUUUGCCUGUAUUUGAGCUAGUUUAAGGGUGGAAAAAAUGCCCUUUUCUGCUAAUGAUCAGAUGGAUAUCUGUUCAGUUCUUUUUUCUUUUUAAUAGGAACUUUUAUUUAUCAAGCUAAUAUGCCUGAUUUUGUUUAUAUUUGUUAUUAAUGUUUCCUCGCAAUCUGAAGUAUGUUUAGGUGUGGCUAUCUAUACCUGCUUUUUGAGUUUGACACCAAAUCAUAGGCUGCAAAUCCUGGAUUGUGACUUUACUAUACAUCUGCCUCAGCUCAUAAAUUCUGAUUAGACCUUCAUUUAUCCAGCUAGUGCCAAAUACUGAUCAUCAGUUGCUGAAUUGAGAAAAAGAACUUGAGGUCUGUAUUCUUGGUUGUUAAAGCUUUUGGUUAAUGUACAUCCUUCAGUUGACUCCAGGAUAAUAAUCUUUUGUGCUCGUUAAACACUGAUUCCAGGAGAUUGGAUUUGCUGGGAACAGAUAGACUAAAUGUCCUAACAGGAAAAUGGAGGUGGUAUUGCUAAUGGGAGGAGUGGCAGCUGGACAGAGUUCAGUGUUGGGAACUUUAUGCCACUAAAUUCAUUGGGGCAUAAGAUUUGGGAAGUUUUUUUACUUUGGUUUAAGCUUUUCCCCUCCUUUUAUAUCAACUAGAAUUGAUAGUGGGUUGGGGUGGGGUAGGAUGUGUCUUGUGUUUGUGGGUCUAAAAGGCCAUCCAGCUGAAGAAGUUCUGCUUUCCCAUCCAGCGUUUUAUUUCUCUGGCAAACAUUUUUGUGUCCACUUGUGUUUUGAGUCUUAACUGUAUUUCAGUAUUUUCCAGCCUUAUCAACCUUACGUGUUGUUACAUUAUUCCAUGUGCACCAAUGAUACCUGUUUUGUUUUUAUUAUUGUAAUUUUUUUAAACAAAAUUUCACAGUUCCAUAAUGUAGGCACUUUUAUUUGCAUUGUGAUUUAUAGCAUAUGUAGGGUUAUAUUUGGGAGUGACUGCAAGCAUUUUUUUCCAUUUGUGUAUAACUGGCUCUGAUUAUUAAUCCUCUCUCCUUAUCUUUUCCAGGUUAUUUAAAUUGGUCAUGGUAGAUUUUUUUUCCCAUAGAUUGGAACAGUUUUUAGGUUGUUACUAAGUUUGAAGUAUAAAUCAGAGAAAGAGGUUUAAUUUCCAUUUUGAUGUGGGAUAGAAAGCCACCUUAUUAUAAAAUUUUUAUUUUUCAAAGUAAUCUAUAUUAAAUGAGGAUUUUUCUGAUCUGUAUUUUGUGUUUAGCUGCCUUUUUAUAUUUAAAAGAUUAAAAAUAAAAAUUAUGUCCCUAUUAGCUUAAAGCUUGAUUUGAUCUUUGUUUAAAUGCCAAAACUGUACUUAACUGAAUUACUUAGAAUGCCAUAAAUUUGCACAGUUUCAUAUAUGUAUAUAAUCAUGUUCCUGUAUAUUUAGAUACAUGUAAUGCUUUCUAAAUGAUUUUUGCCCUUAAAUCAUUUGGCUUGCUGUUUACUCCCUUUUGUAGUUUUUAAUCUAAGAAAAUUUAAGACUAAAUUUAAAAGUGAUCACAUUUAAAGCUUUAUCUUUGUGCAAUCUGACUAUAUGUGAGAAAUCAGGAUUGGCACCAUUUGUCUCAGUUGAUAGGCAGGGCUUUAGAAGUCAUUAUUUCUGGGCUUGGUAAAUGAAUUUCUGAGAUCUACUUUAGAAAGUAUAGAUGGCCAAAGGACCAUUUUGUAUUGUUUCCUGGUUACUAGUCUGAUUAUACUGUGUGUGCUAAUAUACUCUAUUCUUUUUGUUAUAGAUUGUCUUAAUGGUAGGCCAAGUAAUAAAAAAGAUUAAAUAAUUUAA